Hibiscus syriacus is the source of this 930-nucleotide messenger RNA. Its product is annotated as homeobox-leucine zipper protein ATHB-13-like. Bases 166 to 930 code for a protein of 254 amino acids. Gene Ontology annotation, biological process: positive regulation of DNA-templated transcription. The transcript has 3 exons. Lineage: Eukaryota; Viridiplantae; Streptophyta; Magnoliopsida; Malvales; Malvaceae. Gene Ontology annotation, cellular component: nucleus. The record is from RefSeq and is a predicted model, not a curated record. Gene Ontology annotation, molecular function: DNA-binding transcription factor activity, RNA polymerase II-specific; sequence-specific DNA binding.
CCAUCACCGCCCUUCCCAUGUCUUCUUCUCAUAACCUGUCAACCAUGAUAUAUUGCAGUCAUAUGAGAGAGAGUAAGUCCAAUAUAGCCCAUGCCCACUCUCUCUCCCCCCUUUACCCUUUAAGAUUCUUCCAAGUGCAUCACUGAUAUAGUUUUCGCCAUUGAAAUGGCCUUCCCUCCCCACGCUUUCAUGUUUCAAACCCUUCUCCAAGAUCAAAACCCCCCUUAUUCCCUCAAUUCCCUCCUUUCUUCCCCUUCUCAAUUCUUCCAUGGUGCUGGAAAGCUCGAGAAAAUGCCGCAUGGCGGCCAUGGAAAUGGAGAUGAUGAAUUGUCCGACGAUGGAUCGCAUCAGGGGGAGAAGAAGAGGAGGCUGAACGCGGAACAAGUGAGUGCUUUGGAGAAGAGUUUUGAGCUGGGAAACAAGCUUUGUCCCAAGAGAAAACUGCAGUUGGCUAAGGAAUUAGGGUUGAAACCAAGGCAGAUAGCGAUCUGGUUUCAAAACAGGAGGGCCAGAUGUAAGAACAAACAACUGGAGAAAGAUUAUGAUGCUUUGAAGAAACUGUUUGAAGCUCUCAAAGCUGACAACCAUACCCUUCAAGCUCAAAACACCAAACUUAAUGCAGAGUUAUUGUCUCUGAAGAAGAAAGAUUCAAAACAAACUAGAAUGAAUAACGAAAACGAUGCUGCAUGCAGCAAUGGAAGCGAAGACAGUCCUGAUUUUAACUUUGAUAUCUUAACAAGAACAGCGUUGAGAGCUUCGUCCAUGAGUCCUGCAACAAACAUGGUUCAACUUCUCGAGUGUUCAUCCAAGCUUGAUCACGGAGUGGUUCAAAAAGAUUCGAGCUUGGACUGCCAUAUGUUCAAUGGAGCAGAUGAACAGCAAGGUUUCUGCCCUUGGGCCGAGCAAUCAAUCAAGUUUCAAUUGAACUAA